AUGGAGAUCAUGAUGACACCAUAUUUUAUGCUAAGAUACACAGUUGGUAGAACUCUUUUCAUGCAAACCCAAGGUCAAAUCCUGUUUUUAACUUUAGAGUGCAAAGAAGAACAACAAAGAUUUCUAACUCAGACCUACCAGCACAUCUUGGCUUUUGCCUUUGCUGUGAAGGAGAUCAACGAAGAUCCUCAAUUGUUGUACAACAUCUCCCUAGGUUUCAACAUUUAUAACACCUACUUCACUGGACGUUUAACUUACCUGGCUUCACUGGAGCUUCUGUCCACAUGGGUCAAGUUCAUUCCAAACUAUAAGUGUGAUUCCCAAAGUACUAACAUGGCCACAAUUGGGGGACCUGACUCCCAGACAUGCGUUUUCAUGGCCACCAUUCUGAGUAUCUACAAGAUACCACAGCUUGGAUAUGGAUCUUCUCCUGUGAUUAAUGACCCAUCCCAAAAAGCCUUCUUCCAAUGGAUGUUCCCUAAUAUUAACCAACAGUAUGCAGGGAUGAUCCAGCUGCUUUUGCUUUUCACAUGGACCUGGAUCGGUGUCAUUUUCAUACAUGAUCACAGUCGCCUCAGCUAUAGCAUCUACAAUGCAGUUUAUGCUGUGGCCCAUGCAUUGCAGUCCAUGAGUUCACUGAAGUUGAAAUACAGAAUUAUCUCCAAGAAAGAACAAAAGAAACUCCUGAAUCAACAGCUGUGGCAGUUUUACUACUAUUUACGAAAAGUGUCAUUUAACAAUAGCGUUGGGGAAUUGAUUUCCUUUGAUCAAAAUGGGAAACUGGAAACAGGAUUUGAUAUUAUCAACUGGAUUGCAUCCCCAAAUCUAAGUCUACAUCGAGUUAAAGUGGGAAAAUUUGAUCUCAGAGCUCCCAAAGACCAAAUGUUCAGUCUUUAUGUUGAUGCCAUUAGAUGGCCAAGAAGAUUUAACCAGGUACAGCCGCGUUCUUUGUGUAAUGAAUUCUGUCAAAAAGGUUACAGCAGAACCAAAAAGGAAGGGGAACCAUUUUGUUGUUAUGAUUGCCUUCCAUGCCCAAGUGGAAAAGUUUCAAACCAAAUGGAUAUGGACUUUUGUUACCAGUGUCCAGAGGAUCACUAUCCCAGCAAAGCCCAGGAUCAGUGCAUUCCAAAAGAGACCAGCUUCCUAUCUUUCCAAGAGCCUUUGGGAAUCACCUUGGCCACUGUUGCUCUUUUAUUUUCCUCCAUCACAUCUCUGGUCCUCACGGUUUUCAUUCAUAACAAGGAUACUCCCAUUGUCAAGGCCAACAACCGGGGUCUCAGCUACGCCCUCCUGGUCUCCCUCCUGCUUUCCUUUCUUUGCCCUUUGCUUUUCAUUGGGCGGCCCCAGAGGGUGACCUGUCUUCUUCGCCAAACUGCUUUUGGAAUCAUCUUCUCUGUGGCGGUUUCUUGUGUGGUGGCCAAAACCCUCACUGUGGUUUUAGCUUUCAUGGCCACCAGGCCAAGUUCUAAGAUGAGGUCAUGGGUAGGGAACAGGCUAGCCAUCUUUAUUGUGUUUUCCUGCUCCUUCAUUCAAACCACUUUUUGUAUAGUGUGGUUGGUAAACUCUGCUCCUUUUCCAGAUCUUGACAUGCACUCCCUACCUACAGAAAUUGUCCUGGAGUGCAACGAAGGCUCCCCUGCCAUGUUCUACAGUGUCCUGGGUUUCAUUGGCCUCUUGGCCAUGAUCAGCUUUACAGUGGCUUUCCUUGGCAGGAACCUUCCAGACAGUUUCAAUGAAGCUAAAUUUAUCACCCUCAGCAUGCUUCUCUUUUGCAGUGUCUGGAUCUCUUUUGUUCCAGCCUACCAAAGCACCAAAGGGAAAUACACGGUGGCUGUCGAGAUCUUCUCCAUUUUAGCCUCAAGUGCUGGAUUACUGACCCUCAUUUUCUCUCCCAAAGUUUACAUCAUCUUGAUAAGACCUGAGCUGAAUAACAGGCAACAACUCAUGAGAAAAAAACCCUCAUAAAGUGAGAUAUAGGAAUUAGUCACAUUACAGCAUACACCCCAGAAUUUAGAUUAGUGAAAAAGCCAACGUGUGGUUUCAAGGAAUAACAACUGUCUUGAGCUUUUAG
Messenger RNA from Pantherophis guttatus, 2071 nucleotides. Its product is annotated as vomeronasal type-2 receptor 26-like. Gene Ontology annotation, cellular component: plasma membrane. Gene Ontology annotation, biological process: G protein-coupled receptor signaling pathway. Gene Ontology annotation, molecular function: G protein-coupled receptor activity. The record is from RefSeq and is a predicted model, not a curated record. Lineage: Eukaryota; Metazoa; Chordata; Lepidosauria; Squamata; Colubridae.